Messenger RNA from Lycium ferocissimum, 567 nucleotides. RefSeq lists its product as uncharacterized. The transcript has a single exon. Bases 1 to 567 code for a protein of 188 amino acids. The record is from RefSeq and is a predicted model, not a curated record. Lineage: Eukaryota; Viridiplantae; Streptophyta; Magnoliopsida; Solanales; Solanaceae.
AUGGUGUUUGUUGACCUAGAGAAGGCUUAUGACAGAGUCCCAAGGGAGGUGUUGUGGAUAUGUCUGGAAGAUAGAGGUGUUCCAGUAAUUUACAUUAGAGCAAUUAAGGACAUGUAUAAUGGAGUCAAGACCCGGGUAUGGAUGGUUGGAGGUGACUUAGAACAUUUUUCAGUCACGAUGGGCCUGCAUCAGGGGUCCACUCUUAGCCUGUUUUUGUUUGCUUUGGCAAUGGAUGCAUUGACAAGCAACAUCCAAGGAGAGGUGCCGUGGUGCAUGUUGUUUACAGAUGACAUUGUAUUUAUUGACGAGUUGCGGAGCGGUGUUAACGCGAGACUGGAGGUUUGGAGACAGACCUUGGAGUCGAAAGGUUUCAAGUUGAGCAGGACUAAGACAAAGUACUUAGAGUGCAAGUUUAGUGAUGUGAUUCAGGUAGAGGACGAGGACGAGCAACUAGAUACUCAGGUCAUCCCGAAGAAAGAAAGAUUUUGUAGUACCUGGGGUCGAUCAUCCAAGGGAAUGACGAGAUUGAUGACGAUGUCACACGUCGUAUUGGAGCGGAUCAGAUGA